AUUGAGUGCCCGGAGUUUGCGCUUCGCUUCCGACUAAACAUAUGAUCACUUCUUCUUAUAAUCCAUACAAACAAUCAAUUCAUUGAACAAUUCAUUCAAUCAUUUCUUCAUUCAUUGUUAUUAUUGUUGAUUAAGUAUUUCUCGCACUUAUUAUUACACUUUCGUUUUUGCACUAAACUAAUAAAAUAUUAAUAAACAUGACUUCUGUGGACACAACUGGAAAGCCCAUCGAUUGUUUGGCGGCCGUCGCGUGGGAGGCAAAGAAACCGCUCACUAUUGAGACGAUAACAGUCGCGCCGCCAAAGAAAGGCGAGGUUAGGAUCAAGAUAUUGGCCACCGGUGUGUGUCAUACGGACGCCUACACCCUGGAUGGUCACGACCCCGAGGGCUUAUUUCCCUGUGUGUUAGGCCAUGAGGGCGGAGGUAUUGUCGAGAGUGCUGGCGAAGGUGUGACUUCUGUCCAACCGGGCGAUCACGUCAUCCCACUGUAUAUCCCAGAGUGCGGUGAAUGUAAGUUCUGUUUGAGCCCUAAGACAAACGUUUGCAGCAAAAUCCGAGUGACUCAGGGACAGGGCGUUAUGCCCGACGGCACGUCUAGGUUCACGUGUAAGGGCCAGACUCUGUACCACUUUAUGGGCACUUCAACCUUCAGCCAAUACACUGUUGUCGCAGAAAUCUCGGUCACCAAAGUUAACGAUAGCGCGCCGUUGGAUAAAGUCUGUCUCUUGGGAUGUGGUAUAUCAACCGGUUUUGGAGCCGCACUGAACACGGCUAACGUGGAAGAGGGCAGUAAUUGUGCGAUUUGGGGUUUGGGUGCCGUCGGUCUCGCCGUUGCCAAUGGGUGUCGAGUGAGAGGCGCCAAACGGAUCAUCGGAAUCGAUAUAAAUGCAGACAAGUUUGAAACGGCUAAGAAGUUUGGUGUCACUGAGUUUGUGAACCCCAAAGACCACAGCCGACCCAUUCAGGAGGUGCUCAUUGAGAUGACCGAUGGAGGACUCGAUUAUACCUUUGAAUGCAUUGGAAAUGUGCAAACCAUGAGAGCCGCACUCGAAGCGUGCCAUAAAGGGUGGGGCACUUCCGUCAUCAUCGGCGUGGCCGCCAGUGGUCAGGAGAUUAGCACUCGACCCUUUCAAUUAGUGACAGGAAGGGUAUGGAAGGGAACGGCAUUCGGCGGAUGGAAGAGCAGACAAAGUGUGCCAAAACUGGUGGAACAAUAUCUGGAUAAGAAGCUAAUGGUCGACGAGUUUGUCACUCACACCAGAAAACUCAAUCAAAUCAACGAAGCCUUCGAACUCAUGCAUUCCGGACAGUCCUUAAGAACUAUUGUCUUCUUUGAAUAAACUAUUGGUUCUUAAUACUAAUAAUCGAUGC
Molecule: messenger RNA, 1371 nt
Organism: Medioppia subpectinata
Lineage: Eukaryota; Metazoa; Arthropoda; Arachnida; Sarcoptiformes; Oppiidae
Source: the annotation of a GenBank genome assembly